GAACUAACUCCAUUACUGCUCUUCUCAGUUCUCACUCAAGCUUUCGAACAAGGAAUUAAUUACCAGUCAGUCGGCAAGAUGAAUCAGAUGAUUUCAAAGUCUGCUUUUCGAGCUUUCACUUCCGGUCGUAAUCGACUGGCUGUUCUCUCAACUGAUCAUGGAUCGUCGGCGUUUCUCAAUCGGUCAUGUUUGAAAAGGUCGAUCAGCACCGCGACAGGCACGCCACCGACUGAGAACGAAAGGAAUCAGAAACCGUCGGCGGACAACAACAAGGGAGAAGGCGGCGGUGGUGGUUUGGUUGAGUCAAGCUAUUGGGGGAUUUCGCGACCGAAGAUUAGUAGGGAAGACGGCACCGAGUGGCCUUGGAAUUGCUUCAUGCCAUGGGAGACUUACCAUUCGAAUCUAUCAAUAGAUCUGACUAAACAUCAUGAACCGAAGUUAUUUCUUGAUAAAUUUGCUUACAGAACAGUGAAAAUCCUUAGAAUCCCUACCGAUAUAUUUUUCCAGAGACGAUAUGGUUGUCGUGCAAUGAUGUUAGAAACAGUAGCUGCAGUUCCUGGUAUGGUGGGAGGGAUGUUACUUCAUCUUAGAUCUCUGCGUAAGUUUGAACAGAGUGGUGGUUGGAUUAAAGCUCUUUUGGAAGAAGCUGAAAAUGAGAGAAUGCAUCUAAUGACUAUGGUUGAACUUGUUAAGCCAAAAUGGCAUGAGAGAUUACUUGUUCUUGCUGUGCAAGGAGUAUUCUUUAAUGCUUUUUUUGUGUUAUAUCUGAUGUCUCCUAAACUAGCUCAUAGAGUUGUUGGGUAUCUGGAAGAGGAAGCUGUACAUUCAUAUACUGAGUUUUUGAAGGAUAUUGAUGAUGGUAAAAUUGAAAACAUAGAUGCACCUGCAAUUGCUAUUGAUUAUUGGAGAUUGCCAAAAGAUGCAACCUUGAAGGAUGUCAUUACUGUUAUUCGUGCAGAUGAGGCACAUCAUCGAGAUGUCAACCAUUUUGCAUCUGAUAUUCAUUUUCAGGGGAAGGAAUUGAGAGAUUCACCAGCUCCUCUUGGCUACCAUUAAAUUCAAUUGCCUAAGUUCAAAGCUUUUGAGAAAAAAAAAGAAAACAUUGAUCGAAUUUUCGAUGUAAUCUGUUCUAAUGUCUGGUAUUCUUGCUUAAUGUGUGUGAGUAUAAGUUUGGUUUGAUAAAAUUCUAGCAACUAUGUCUUUCUAAUCAAAUGUACUGUUGGGAUUUUUGCAAGAGGAUUCGUGUUUUUCCUCCUUUUAUGUACAUAGUGUGUAUUCAUUUUAUAUUUUAUCUUUGUAAAUAAUUCGCGAAGUUGAAAGCAUACUAUGAUUCCAAUAAGACAGAUCGAGGCUAAGACAGAUCGAGGCGGAGAGACCAUCGAGGAGACUAUUUAUCAUCAUAUCAUGUUUUAUUUGGAGAUUUUUGUACAAGGAUUUGUGUUUUUUUUCCAACUUUUUAUGUAGGUAAUUGAUGCACAAGUUUAUAAGUCAUCCAUCCAAGAAUUACAACUAUGAAUGUCAAUAUGGUCAAUAUGACAGAUGGAGUUGUGAGUGUACUUAUCAUACAUCUUCAUGCAUUCUAUUAUGAGAUCUAUAUAU
Messenger RNA from Impatiens glandulifera, 1599 nucleotides. RefSeq names its product ubiquinol oxidase, mitochondrial-like. Gene Ontology annotation, molecular function: alternative oxidase activity. The record is from RefSeq and is a predicted model, not a curated record. Gene Ontology annotation, cellular component: mitochondrion. Gene Ontology annotation, biological process: alternative respiration. The coding region runs from base 79 to 1056 and encodes 325 amino acids. NCBI's taxonomy places the organism in Eukaryota, Viridiplantae, Streptophyta, Magnoliopsida, Ericales, Balsaminaceae. The transcript has 4 exons.